This is a messenger RNA of Nelumbo nucifera (sacred lotus), 1159 nucleotides long. Its product is annotated as caffeoyl-CoA O-methyltransferase. Lineage: Eukaryota; Viridiplantae; Streptophyta; Magnoliopsida; Proteales; Nelumbonaceae. The record is from RefSeq and is a predicted model, not a curated record. Gene Ontology annotation, molecular function: O-methyltransferase activity; S-adenosylmethionine-dependent methyltransferase activity.
GCUCCCUUUCUGAUUCAGGGUAGACCUCCAAGACAGCAACCAAGACCAAGCUAUCUUGAAAACAGGGGGAGAGAGAGGAAAGGAAAGGAGAUAGCAGUAACAGUAAUGGCGACCAAGCAAGAAGAGCAACAGAACAACCAGGCCGGAAGGCAUCAAGAGGUCGGCCACAAGAGUCUCCUACAGAGCGAUGCCCUCUACCAAUACAUACUUGAAACCAGCGUGUACCCUAGAGAGCCGGAAGCCAUGAAAGAGCUUCGAGAGUUGACAGCAAAACACCCAUGGAAUAUCAUGACGACUUCCGCCGAUGAAGGUCAGUUCUUGAACAUGCUCCUCAAACUCAUCAACGCCAAGAACACCAUGGAGAUCGGCGUUUAUACAGGAUACUCUCUUCUCGCCACCGCCCUUGCUCUCCCCGACGACGGAAAGAUCCUGGCCAUGGACAUCAACCGGGAGAAUUAUGAAUUGGGUCUCCCGGUAAUUCAAAAGGCUGGAGUAGCGCACAAGAUAGACUUCCGUGAGGGCCCUGCUCUGCCUGUCCUCGACCAGAUGAUCGAAGACGGGAAGUAUCACGGGUCAUUCGAUUUCAUAUUUGUGGACGCGGACAAGGACAAUUAUCUCAACUAUCACAAGAGGCUGAUAGAGCUGGUGAAGCUUGGUGGUUUGAUCGGGUAUGACAAUACUCUUUGGAACGGAUCGGUGGUGGCUCCACCGGACGCGCCCCUCCGCAAGUAUGUGAGGUACUACAGGGACUUCGUUCUGGAGCUUAACAAGGCUCUGGCCGUGGAUCCCAGGAUCGAAAUAUGCCAACUCCCCGUGGGCGACGGAAUCACCCUCUGCCGCCGUAUCAGCUGAGGCCAAACUCCACAAUCUAAUCCCUCAAUUCCCAACUCACCAGAAUGGGGCGAUCAAGAACAACGAUGGAGUCGAGAAACUUCUUCAUUUUCCUUUUUUAUAUUUCUUCCAUUUGACGAUAUUUGAAAUCUUUAAUUUCAUGAUCCUCAUAGCCUAAGACGAGAUCGUUUAAGGAGGAUUAUUGUUAUCAUGUCAACGUAUUGUUGUUAAUGGCUUAAUGCAUAAAAUUUAGUGGUUGUCUGUUGUUCGUGGAAAAAAAAGAGAAUAAAAUCUCUCUGAUAGUCCGAAAUGCUCUUUUGCCAAACUG